AUGCCGCCCCGGAUCGCCGUGCCAUUGUGCCUGCGGGCCUCGCGCUCGUCGUUGUCGUCGUUGUCGUCGUUGUCGUCGUCGUUGUCGUUGUCGUUGUCGUCACCGUCAUUGUCGUCGUUGUCGUCGUCACCGUCGUCGUCGUCGUCACCGUCGUCGUCGUCGUCGUCGUCGUCGUCCCUUCUCGCCCGCCCGCUGCGGCCCUUCUCGACGUCGUCGCCGCUGCAGAAGAAGCUCACCUCGCUCGAGCGCAAGCAGCGCUACGAACACGACCCCUACAUCGCCGCCCAGAAGGCGCGCAAGAAGGCCGCCAAUCUGUCGCGCCGCGCCGAGCUGGAGCACACGCGCGUCGAGAGCCUGGGCAAUCCCGUCCGCGGCGUCUCCACCCCCUUCGUGCAGUCCUUCGACACCGCCCGCCCGCCCGCGACCGCCGAGCACUCCGUCGCCGCCGAUGCCCAGCUCAACUACCGCUUCGACCCGGCCAUCAUCGAGUCGCAGCUCGAGCGCAGCAGGCGCCUGGCCGUGCCGCUGGCCGAGGUGGUGAAGCCCACCAGCACCGGCCCCUACCAGUGGAGCGACGCGCUGCGCCACAAAGCCGCCGCCGACCUGCAGCCGUCGGUCGACGAGCUCGAGGCCCAGAGCCAGAGCGACCACGCCCGCGCCGCCGAGGCCAUUGCCCGCAUCACCGCCCUCGAAAACGGCUCGAGCAAGGACCGCAUGCGCGUCAACAUCACCCGCUGCAUCGAGACCUUCGGCCGACACAACACCGACAAGGCCCUGCCCCCGCGCGCGCCACACCUGACCAGCAUCAACUCCAACACCCCGCCCGCCGUCCGCCCGGACACCAACGUCGCCGCCACAGGGAAGCGCAUCGGGCCCGACACCGGCUCGUCUGAAGUGCAGAUUGCCAUCCUGACGGCCAAGAUCAAGACCGUCGCCGACUUCCUCUCCACGCGUGGAAAGGGCGACAAGCACAACAAGCGCAAUCUGCGGUUGCUGGUCCACAGGCGGCAGAAGCUCUUGCAGUACCUGCGCAGACGGGAGCGCGGCGGGCCGAGGUGGCAGCACUGCAUCGAGACGCUGGGGCUGACCGAAGGCACCUGGAAGGGCGAGAUCUCGCUGUGA
Molecule: messenger RNA, 1122 nt
Organism: Ascochyta rabiei
Lineage: Eukaryota; Fungi; Ascomycota; Dothideomycetes; Pleosporales; Didymellaceae
Exons: 1
Coding region: 1-1122 (373 amino acids)
Biological process (GO): translation
Cellular component (GO): ribosome
Molecular function (GO): structural constituent of ribosome
Source: RefSeq, a predicted model, not a curated record